Molecule: messenger RNA, 2487 nt
Organism: Schistosoma mattheei
Lineage: Eukaryota; Metazoa; Platyhelminthes; Trematoda; Strigeidida; Schistosomatidae
Source: the annotation of a GenBank genome assembly
UUGACCUUCAAGUGCUCGCAACCUACGUCAGUGGACGAUACCCCUGAAGCGUUGCCUUUUCCCCGUGCCGUCGUUUGAACGUAAGUGCUUCUUGAUUAUCUUAAUGUCCUCUGACUAGUAUUAGUGUCAUUAAGUUUUCUACUUUGCAGGGUGUUUUUUUUCUCAUCCCCUAAUUCAAUUGCUAAUCAACAGACACUUUUAGUAAGCGUUCAGUUUAUGGUAUCCUAUAUGGCCCAUACAACGCUGCCACAUUUAUCAAGCUGCUCUGGGCAUUAUUCUUUUUGAGAUGUAUUUUGUUGUGACUGAAUCCAGUUAACUGAAAAUGGAAAUUAAGGCGAACAUAUAGGAAAUAAAUUGACAGUUCUCUAAGAAAAUAGGAGAAAAAUUGAAGGAAAAUGCGCCUUAAAUUCUUCUUUGUCGCCUGCAUUGGUAGACUAGUGAGACAUAAACAUUUCUGUCCCUCUAGGUGCGAAUUGUUGCUAAAUUUACGACUUAUGAUCUAUUUUUCUCGUACGUCUACUCAAAGUCUACUCACAGUUAUACACUCUCAGCCCAAAAUAUCUUCUACGUUUAUACCUGGCUAAAGACUUUUAUUUACAGGAAACGAAAUCGUGGUCUGCCAAGAGCUUAUGGAAAUCCAGUUGCUUGCCACAUCGUUGUUGCAAGUUCAAUGCUUGAUUGUCAUCGACAAAGGCCUAUAAAAAACCCAUGCAACUUUAAAAACGAAAUUUAAUCUCCAUACGCCUACAAACUGCAUCACUAUGGAGCGUCUUACAUUAUUUCAUCUACGACGGGCCGACAGAACUAACGGACCUGAAACUAGAACUAUUAUAGAUCAAAUGGAGACAGAAAGCCUUGUUAGUAAAGCGUACUACGAGAAACUUUGUCAGUGGAAAGAUGAUGCACUUCGGUUGUUCAAAAUAAACCACAUAAAUUAUCUCAACAAGCGACUUUUCAAUCUGCCUAUGAGUUUUGAACAUUUAGAUGCAAGCCAACCGUGGUUGGCGUAUUGGAUUGUACAUGCUUUAAGACUGCUGAACUUUGUAAUCCCUGAAGAGACCUCGGUAAAAUUGAUAUCGUUUUUAGCAUCCUCUCAGCAUCCGGACGGUGGUUUUGGUGGCGGGCCUUACCAAUUUGCACAUCUUGCAACUUCAUAUGGUGCAGUUAAUUGUUUGGCUUCUUUAUGUCGUCGAGAUGCCCUAGAUAUUAUCAAUCGGGAUACACUGGCUGACUGGAUGCGGAAACUUCAUCAGCCAGACGGCUCAUUUUUAAUGCAUUUGGGAGGUGAAGCUGAUGUUCGAGGUGCCUACUGUGCCACAGCAGUUGCAAAACUUACUGGGUUGCUUAAAAAACAUCCUGAUUUGUUUGAAUCGACUGCAGAGUGGGUGGCUAGUUGUCAGACGUAUGAAGGUGGUUUCGGCGGUCAACCUGGAUUAGAGGCUCAUGGUGGUUAUGCCUUCUGUGCGGUAGCAACGCUGUGCCUUUUGGGAAGGUCAGAUUUAAUUAAUUUACCUAGACUAUUGUAUUGGGUCAGCCAUCGUCAAAUGGCGACAGAAGGUGGUUUUCAGGGUAGAACAAAUAAGUUAGUGGACAGUUGCUACUCUUUUUGGCAAGGUGCUAUUUUCCCAAUUGUCGAGGAACUGUUGUGGCUGUCUGGCGACCCUGCGCUUAAUGACAUUGAUACGUUGUUUAACCCUUCUGCCUUGCAAGAAUAUAUACUGCUCUGCUGCCAAAAGGUUUCUUACACUCGUCCAGGUCUGAGUGUGCAUGCAGAUGAUUCUUCUGCUGAAAAAUUGUCGUCUUCAAAUAAAAAUCUCACGUCUGAAUACAAUGUAUCUACUUCUGAUGGUGGAUUAAUUGAUAAACCUGGAAAAAACCCUGAUGCGUAUCACACGUGUUACUCUUUAAGCGGAUUGAGCGUAGCACAACAUUCUCCUCGUUGCCGUGUUGAAUCACACCAAAAAUAUGAUCUUCCUCAUCCAUCACCUGCUGUCGAUGUAUUAGGUGAAGAAUUAGGUAAUGAACUGGUCGACUUAGACCCUACCCAUAAUAUCAUGCAUGAUGGUUUAGCAUUUACUGUCACGUACUUUUCUGAGCUGGAUAAUGGUCAUUCACCAAAAGAUGCAGAGGAAUUAGCGUUGGCGGCAGCAGAAAAGUAUUCUGUACCCGCAUUAUCAGUAUUCCAAAGACAGGAAAGUCCUACGGAGUUCCAUACUUAUGAUACCAGUGAUAAUGAAAUUACUGUUCCUCAGCAUUCUCAAUCAAUGAACACUUGUACAACGCCGUAGAUAUUUUAUAAGAUUGUGACGUGUGGGCGAGAAUGAUUGGUUGUAGAUAGUCUGACAGGCGCUAGAUAAGUUAUGUAUUCUCUUAUUGUUAUUAUUAUUAUCGAUUGUUGCUGGAUUGUGUCGGCUUGUCGGUUUUUUGGUGUAAAUAUAUUUACGUUUCAGUCAGACUAAUCAUGUGUUCUUGAUCUGAGUUGUGUUG